Molecule: messenger RNA, 2625 nt
Organism: Lithohypha guttulata
Lineage: Eukaryota; Fungi; Ascomycota; Eurotiomycetes; Chaetothyriales; Trichomeriaceae
Gene: DEF1
Product: RNAPII degradation factor
Exons: 2
Coding region: 1-2625 (874 amino acids)
Cellular component (GO): nucleus; cytoplasm
Source: RefSeq, a predicted model, not a curated record
AUGUCAGAAGUACAGGCACGAGGCUCCUCCACAAGGGGCCGUGGUAGUUUCCGAGGAGGGAGAGGAGGUUAUCGUGGUACAAGAGGUGGAAAGUCAUACUCCUCAAGAACUGAAGAUCAGGAAAACAUUGAACCUCAAGAAGAUCAGGGAGAGCUCGGCGAGUUAAAAUCCAAGUAUGCUGACAAGCUGCCUCUGAUGAGGGAGGUUUGUGAAGGUUGGAGCGAUGAAGACCUAGUGUUUGCUCUGCAGGAGACAAAUGGCGACGAAAUCACAGCCAUGGACAGAAUUACUUCUGGUACAAUUUCCCAAUGGGGUGAAGUCAAGAAGAAGGACAAGACGAAAGUGACCACGACCCCUGCUGAUGCAAGCUCCAGAGGUCGAGGACGAGGUGGUGUGGACACUCGUGGACGUGGCAGAGGCGCUGAUAGAGGUACUCGAGGAGGUCGCGCCGGUCGCGCCGUCUCUACAGCCAACGGCACCAAGCCUGCCGAGAAGUCAGCAGCUACGAACAAUGGAUAUGGCGAGUCUGCUGCUGCGACGAAUGGCGAUGCUACUGCGCAUGCACAAGACUGGGCCAAUGAGCCAGGCAAGGACGCUCUUGAUUCCCUGGAAACCAAGAAGCCUAAGCCUGCUUCUUCAGCUGCUCCCAAUCAGAAAGCUAGUGGUUGGGCCUCACUAUUUGCGAAACCUACUCAAGUCCAGACCCCUAUCCUGCCCACCACGAAUGAACACGAAUCUCCAUCCGCACACGAAACCACUCCAGAGCACGAGACAGUCCCCGAAAUUCCAGUAGCUGCACCCGAGGAGUCAAGCUCAAUUGCUGCUAUCGAGACACCGAUUGAGAAGAACGUUGCAUCCCCAAUUGAAUCGAUCGAGGUGGAUGAUGGUCCUACCGAACUGCCCUCCGCGCCUCAUUCCGAUAUCGCGCCUAGCGACAUGGUUCCGCCUGGUGAUGAGCUGACUAAAGAGAAUGUGAACAAAUUGCCAGAUGCUUCCCAUCCCCUUUCAUCUGGCACAGUUGUGAGCACAGUUGCAAGCACUCAAGAUGGUCCUGUCAAUCCAGCUUUGCCUAAUGUGCAGGCGGUUCGUCCAGGCAUGUCAGGCCACGCUGCAAGUGCUCUCCGAGCUACGACCGGCGCAGGCAGAUCUGCAAGCUAUUCGAGAAAGGUUAUGGACCAGCAAGAGGCUGUUGUCAUGCCCGGCAAUCAUGCAGUUGAUAGGGCAGCUGUACAGUUUGGCAAAAUGGGUAUGGACAGCGAAGAUACUGAGGCCGAUGAGGACCGAGAAGAGCCAGAAACUCGUACACAACUUCUCGAUGAUUCUCCUGCUGCUCCACGAGCUUCACUUCCACCCGCGCCAGCCACUGCUGAAUCCCAAGUCCCUGCAUCAUCGACCGCAGUCGAGCCGCCCAGCGAACCACAAGCCCAACGUGCUCCAGCUGGUCUUCCUUCGGCCCCGCAAGCUAUCCAAGACCCGUCUCCUCAGCAGCAAAGCUCCUAUCCAGAUCAGUACCGAUAUGCUCAAGGUCAGAAACCGUAUGAUCCUUUCAGUCAGCAGCCUCAACAUCCUCAAACCGAGCCUUUUACGAACCAGUUGCCAGGUCAAUCUCAGGUGCCAACUAGCCAGCAGGAGGCCUAUCAACACUACUAUGGUCGCGAUUAUCAACAGUACUACCAGUACGGUCAAGGUCAUGAUCAACAACGUAGUGGUAGUGCGUUAGGUACAUCAGCACAAGAAGUGCCCGCACAGUACGCUUCUGCUGGUCCUCGUGGUUACUCAAAUCAAGAUGUUCAAGCUAGUGGCCACAACACUCCCAACCCCAACGUUGCAGCUCACCAGCAUCAACAGUCUUCUCACAUGCAACAGGGUCCCAACGCUCACGCCGGCUACCCAUACGGUCAAUAUGGCGGCAGCUACGGUUCUGGUUAUCCUCAAUACAAUUCAUACGGUUCAAUGGGUCAUGCCGGUCAUACAGCUCCUGGCGCCCAUGGAGCUCAUGCCAAUCACAGAUAUGGUGCUAACAGACCAAUGUUCGACGAUGUGAGACGACAAGAGGACUUCUACAACAAUCAGUACGGUUACGCUCAGAAUCAAGGUUAUUCCUCCAGCUAUGGCAAGUCAGGCAUGUACGGCGGUCCUCAGCACCAAUACUCACAAGAGUAUUCUUCUUCGCCAGGUAAUACAGCUUUUACUGGCCGCGAAGGCUAUGGUCGAGCAGGAUCUACUCAACCACUGGAAGGUCCACAAUCAAGCACAGGCUCGAACGCGUAUGGAGGUGGAAUGCAAGACCCUUUCGGUCGAACUCCUUCCGGUUUUGGUCAAGCUCAACACGGUGCUCAUGGUAGUGAAGAUCCUGCCAAGCCAACAGGUCCCAGCCCGUCACUCCAGGGCGGUCGACCAGGCUCCGCAGCACAAAAUAUGGCAGGCCAGCACCAAAGCGGUCUGCCACAUCAAGGACAACAGGCGUUUAGUGGUUAUCCCCAAUAUGGCGGCUUUGGUGGUAACCAGAAUAAUCACAAUCAUUCGAGCUACGGUGGUUAUGGUUCGAACAGUGCUUUUGCUGGAUAUGGCGCAGCAUAUGGUAGGAACUGGUCGGCGAAUCAGUAUGGUAGCGGGCAACACUAG